This is a messenger RNA of Coregonus sp. 'balchen', 4935 nucleotides long. The record is from the annotation of a GenBank genome assembly. NCBI's taxonomy places the organism in Eukaryota, Metazoa, Chordata, Actinopteri, Salmoniformes, Salmonidae.
CGGCGACAGACAGAGAGAGUCAGGAACAACCCACACUCGCGCUCACACACAACCUACAGCCCCAGACCUGUCGAAAAUAACGAUUUACUAGCACUACGUACACAGGGAGAUUACCUUAACCCAAACUUGGACUAUACAACUCUGCUUUCGGACCAGGAAAGCACAGGGAAACUAAACGUUUUUACUCUUCUCUUCUGCUUCCUGCUGCACCCUUUGUUUUUCCUUCCGUGGUCUCUGCUGUCCAAGCAGGCGUUCAUUAGCGCCCCACAGCGAAAAAGAGCGGUACAGCCAGAAGAUAGGCAGCCCGAGCAGCCUCAUCGUGGGCCCCUCCAGUUUAGCUGUCCGAUGCGGAGUGAGGAUGAGUCCUGCUCUAGAAGCCCUUAUGCAGGCAGACGGGACGCCCCUCCUAUCCCGGGAAAGGAGUGAUGCUUGAGCCCUUUGUGCACCAGGUGGGGGGCCACUCUUGCGUGCUGCGUUUCGGCGACCAGACCAUCUGCAAGCCCCUCAUCCCCCGAGAACACCAGUUCUACAAGAGCCUGCCCCCCGAAAUGAGGAAGUUCACCCCCCAGUACAGAGGUAAGCUUUUUCCCUACCCAACCUAAACCUACAAUAUAAUGCUACUGUCAUGUGAAUAACAUCCAUUAUGCUGUGUGUGUGUGUUGUGCCCUACUGCUAUUGCCCUUUAUUUCUCUCCUCAUCUCCUUUCUUCUCUCUCUAUCUUUCUCUACCUCCACCUCUCCAUUGCUCUCUUUUUAUCUCCCUGGUUAUCUCUACUGAUAUGGUCAGCUGGAGUGUUUUGUAAUAUUAGCUGCAUUUAGGAUUACAGCAGGUCACUGGAGAUGGCAGUACCACAGCAGCACAAAGGGUUUAGUUUCAUUGUGGGGCUCAAGUGAGAGGGGGGUUGGGGACAGACAGUAUGUGACUGCAUGAUGCAUCAGGGCUCUGCAGUGUCGGGUAAUGUAAUGGUGGAGAGGGGUAUGACAGGAUCUUCAUCCCCUGAUGGAUAGGUGUGACCAAGGCAUUCUGCAUUAGACGGAGACAACCCUCAUACACACGCAAAGGUGUCCUUGGUUGGGUAAGUCAGUCACACAGGCAGGAUGUAAUGUGUCUUUUAUUAGAUUCUAUUCUGUUCCAUUGGAUUAUAUCGCCAUUGAAAUAUCACAGAGGACCAACAGCAUCACUAUCUCGUCUGCUCAGACCAUGGUCGGCCCCAGGCCCUCUCCUGACAGUAGGGAUAAAAGCCCAGUAGCCCUGAGCGCCUGCCCGGCAUGUCCGCAUCUCCGAAGAGGGCUAAAGUUACUGGAGGAAGGAUCCAGUUCCCAACAUACUCAAUAAUUAAUGGGGCUGAUCAUCAGAGACAGAAUGCUGAGUGGGAGAGAUAGCUGUGUCUGACUGGACAUCAGCCUGUCAUGGAUAACGAAUACACACACAAACACUCUCACACACCUUGGGUGGAAUAUCUCACUCUGUAUUGUUUUUCAUUGACCAUGAUGCUACAUUCGGUGCCUCCUGACACUUGCACUCACAGAUAGGCCUACACACACAUCACACACACAUACACUUUCUAUCAAGUCACUCCUACCCCGGUUAUGUGAUGGAGUUGAGGCGCUAGCAUGUAUCUGACUCUGCAGCAAUGCAUCGUAGAACUAUAAAAAGACCAGUGUGAUUUGGAUGGUAGAUGAAGCUGUAGAAAGAAGAGCACAGACGUCUGGUGACACUGAGAAUAUUCCACACCUAACAAACACACUUACUUCUGCUCAAAACACUUUUACACACACUCUCACACUCUUACAAACUAAUGUAGGCCCAUAUACAGUCACGUUCACACACUUGCAUACUCACAAAGCACAUGAGUCGCAGGCACUUAAACACUCAUCCUUACAUGCCCCGCUAACAGUGCAGCUCUGUCAGUUGGAACAGCCCUGGCCAGUAGAGGGUUAACUGCUUCAGGGUAGUGACAUCACUGUGCAUGACAUCACUCAAGACAGGCGCUGCAGAGGAGAGAUAAGCGCUGGGUCCCAUUGUCCUCCAAGUCACUGGCCAACCCACCCAUUAUCAGCUCAUACACAUAGGCCCUAAUGAAGGAUCUGUCUUUAUGCUUCAGAGAACCUUUCCUCCAGUGUAAACCAGGGAUGUUUUUGUUUGUAUUUCAGAAAGGCUGGGAUUUGCUUUUGCUGUCAGUCUUAUUGUCAUGUUUAAAUUCAAUGGGAUGCUGAAUAUCCAUCCCCCUGCCUAUCUCUCUCCAUCUCCCAAUCCCGCUGUUCCUCCCUCCCUCUCUCUAGUUUGUCUGUGUCAGCUCCUGCAGCUGUGAUGUUUACUCUUCCUGUCUUGACACCCACCACCCCCUUCCCCCAGUCUGCAGAGAGGGUUGCAGUACACAGGCCCUUCUGCAGGGGUUUAUUAGGUAGAGGGGGAUAGGGGGUGUGUGCAUGUUUGGGGAACGCAUCAUAAAUGAUCCCAGGACUAAGUAACAGUGUGUACAGUUUUCUAUGAAAGUGUUCCGGAGACCCACCACCCUCCUCUCCACCACUCCGUCCAUCCCACCACUCUGUCCAUCCCACCACCCUCCUCCCCACCACUCUUUCCAUCCCACCACCCUCCUCCCCACCACUCUGUCCAUCCCACCACCCUCCUCCCCACCACUCUGUCCAUCCCACCACCCUCCUCCCCACCACUCUGUCCAUCCCACCACCCUCCUCCCCACCACUCUGUCCAUCCCACCACCCUCCUCCCCACCACUGUGUCCAUCCCACCACCCUCCUCCCCACCACUCUGUCCAUCCCACCACCCUCCUCCCCACCACUGUGUCCAUCCCACCACCCUCCUCCCCACCACUGUGUCCAUCCCACCACCCUCCUCCCCACCACUGUGUCCAUCCCACCACCCUCCUCCCCACCACUCUGUCCAUCCCUUCCCUUUUUCAUUUGUUAGUGUGUUUGGAUUAUUGACUUCAAAUGGACUGUAUAAAAAGGCAAGUCAGACUGAAUGGACUCUUAAAACAUGGACUGGUCAGAGAGACGGUGCACACAAAAUGCCUGUCUUGAUGGAACUGUUGUAUCUCUAUGAAGUAUAAUUCAGGUGUGUUGUUGUUGUGGUGGUUUUUGAGUUUAUACAGUGUAUUUUUGCUGUCAUUUCUUUUGGGUUGCCUUGAAACAUUGUAACACUGUGUAUCAGUUAAUUUGUGGUUCUGGGUGGGUUUGGUAGUUUCUCAAUAAAGGUCGGACUGAGUGUCAUACAUUUGAGCCUCCUGUGGUGUUUGUGUAUCUCUUUGCUUCUUGGGUUCAUUCUCACAUUCACAUUUGAAGUACUUGGAAACACAUACAUUGUUGUUGCCACUUAUUGCUCUCUCUCUGCUGCCUCCUUGACCCCCACCCACUCUCUCUCUCUGCUCCCUCCAUAGCAAAGCAUGUGUUUGUUUGUGUUUGCGUCUCUCUUUACAGAGUGUAUUUGGCUGGAAGCAGGACCCAGUUGGUAAGAGCUGCCUAUGACUACCCAGUUACUGGGAGGUUUUGGCUUCAUCAUAGCAUUAUAAAAUAAAAAAUCCAAUGCCGGGUACUAACCACCUUCCUAUCCUUCUCUUUUCCCCUUCCCUCCAUCUCUCCCUCUCUCAGGUGUGGUGUCAGUCAGCUUUGAGGAAGACGAAGAGGGCAACCUGUGCCUCAUUGCUUACCCCAUCCACAAUGAACCAGAGAACAUGGAAAACAAGGACCCCUCAGCUGACUGCGAGCCUAAAAGCAAGAUGAUCAAGUGGGGCAACAAGAAAUCAUCGUCCCUAUUGCUGGAUAAUGACAACUACAGCAAAGACCGGGCCAGACAGAGCACUAAAGAGAACAAGAGCAAAAGGUGAACACAUACUGUUGCAUCCAUACACAUACUGAAUGUACAAAUAUAUCCAAACACCAACAGUUUCAUAGAUUCAAUACAGCAAAGAUGUACUGUAUGGUGAUUGGCAGAUAUCUAACUUCUCUUUCCUCUCUAUGUGUGUGUAGUUAUAACGGUGCGGAGGUGCAGCAGCAGGCUGAGGUACUCCGCUACAGCCUAGAUCGGAAGCAGAUCAAACACAACCCCUGGAGUCUGAAAUGCCACCAGCAGCACCUCCAGAGGAUGAAGGAGAACUCCAAACACCGCAACCAAUACAAAUUCAUCCUGUUGGAGAACCUGACAUGGCGUCACGCAGUGCCGUGCGUGCUGGACCUGAAGAUGGGCACGCGGCAGCACGGUGACGACGCGUCAGAGGAGAAGAAGGCCAACCAGAUCCGCAAAUGUCAACAGAGCACCUCCGCCUCCAUCGGUGUCCGGCUUUGUGGCAUGCAGGUGUACCAGUCAGACUCAGGCCAGCUGAUGUUCAUGAACAAGUACCACGGGAGGAAGCUGAGCCUGCCGGGCUUCAAGGAGGCUCUGUUCCAGUUCUUCCACGACGGGCAGCGUCUGCGGCACGAGCUGCUCUCCCCGGUGCUGCGGAAGCUCAGGGAGAUGCAGGAAACCCUGGAGUCCUGCGAGUCCUACCGCUUCUACUCCUCCUCCCUCCUCAUCAUCUAUGAUGGGGAGCCCCCCCGCGCCCCCACCCGACCCCGCCACCGUGGAGGAGAGGAGGGUGAUGAAGACGAGCCCUCAGAUGAGGAAGAGGAAGAAGGGGCGUUUGGGUUCACCCGUGGCUCGGCAGCUGGCAGCAGUGCUGGCGGGAGCAGUAACGGGAGCAGUAAUGGGAGCAGUAACGGGAGCAGUAACGGUAGUGCCGGUCGCUCGUCCCGUGGUGGAGCAGGGGAGGCCAGCAGCCCGGCAGUGGAUGUGAGGAUGAUAGACUUUGCCCACACGACGUGUCGCCAUUACGGGGAGGACAGUGUGGUGCAUGAGGGUCAGGACAGUGGCUACAUCUUCGGCCUGCAGAACCUCAUCACCAUCAUCUCCCAGCUGGAGGAGCAUAGCGCCGACUAA